AUGGACAGUGACAAUGGCUAUGAGGAAGCCGGCUUGCUAAGAAAAGAAGGCUCUCUUCAGAUACCAUCUAACGUUACUCGAAUAUCCCGUUGCUUUGAGAAGAGGUGCAGCGAUGGCAAGCUUCAAGUUGUCAACUAUGAGUCAGGUGUUGGUACGGGUAGUAACGUACUCGAUAGUAUUACUGGCGGUGCUUUUGGCAUGGUACUCGCAGAGCGUAUGCGGGAGACAUAUUCGUUUUUAUGUUCCAACUAUAUGGAUGGCGAUGAAAUAAUACUUGUUGGUUUCUCUCGAGUUGCCUUUACAGUCCGUUCUGUGGCUGGCAUGAUUGGCAAUCUAGGCCUACUCACGCGGGAAGGUGUUGAGUUCUUCUACCCUAUCUUCAAAGACAUGCAGCAUUGGAUGGAUGAUGAUUACGAAGAUCCUUUCCCUAACAUCCUAUUCCCUAACAAACCCAAAGGAAAGGAUGCCGCAGACGUUUACAGAGCUCGCUUGGAGCAACUCGGCUACACUCGUGUGAGGCGGAGUGAAGGAGAAGGCGACAUCAUUACCAUUAAAGCAGUGGGCGUCUGGGAUACCGUGGGUAGCCUCGGAAUUCCUAGAGUUUUAUGGCUGGUGAAAUUGGGAAUUCGUGUCGACAACGACGAAUAA
Molecule: messenger RNA, 648 nt
Organism: Fusarium redolens
Lineage: Eukaryota; Fungi; Ascomycota; Sordariomycetes; Hypocreales; Nectriaceae
Exons: 2
Coding region: 1-648 (215 amino acids)
Source: RefSeq, a predicted model, not a curated record